This is a messenger RNA of Mauremys mutica (yellowpond turtle), 1809 nucleotides long. RefSeq names its product methionyl aminopeptidase type 1D, mitochondrial (gene METAP1D). Gene Ontology annotation, biological process: proteolysis. The transcript is spliced from 11 exons. The record is from RefSeq and is a predicted model, not a curated record. The coding region runs from base 242 to 1225 and encodes 327 amino acids. NCBI's taxonomy places the organism in Eukaryota, Metazoa, Chordata, Testudines, Geoemydidae. Gene Ontology annotation, molecular function: metalloaminopeptidase activity.
ACCAGGCCAGCUGCCUCCGGUGCUACAGCAGAUUAGAACCAGGAGGCCCCAGCAGGCUCCCGACUUCCCCCUGAAGCUCGGCCAGGAAAGCCGCGCUCCAGUGACCGCAGGGCCGGCUGGAACCCAGCGCCCCUGGCAGGUUACCCGCGGCCAGGCUAGAGGGCGGGCCCCAGCGGCCACCCUAGCCCCGCCUGGGCCGGAGCCCGCCUACGCUCACGUGACCCUGGCCCAUCUGUUCAAGAUGGCGGCGCCCAGGGCUGUCUGCACGCUGGUGAGCGGAGGGUGUGUGACUCACUGCCGUGGAGUUUUCUCUUCAAUGGUCAGUCGUAUCUGCUUACACAAGCAGUCAAGCAGUCAACAAAGAAGAUAUUUCUUUUUCCAGAGACAAAGAAAUACUGCUUACAGUAUAGUUCGGCCAGCUAUAGUUUCUUUAGCUCACCCAGUUCCUAAGCACAUAAAGAAGCCAGACUAUGUGACGACAGGCAUUGUACCAGACUGGGGAGACUACAUAGAAAUUAAGAAUGAAGAUCAGAUUCAAGGGCUUCGUCAGGCUUGUCAACUGGCCUGUCAUAUUCUACUUCUAGCUGGAAAGAGUUUAAAGGUUGGCAUGACAACCGAAGAAAUAGAUUCCAUUGUUCAUCACGAAAUAAUCAGACAAAAUGCCUAUCCUUCACCUCUAGGCUAUGGAGGUUUUCCCAAAUCUGUUUGUACCUCUGUGAACAACGUAGUAUGUCAUGGUAUUCCUGACAGUCGACCUCUUCAGGAUGGAGAUAUUAUCAACAUUGAUGUCACAGUUUAUUUCAAUGGCUACCAUGGUGACACUUCUGAAACAUUUUCGGUGGGCAAUGUGGAUAAAUCUGGUCAAAAGUUAGUGGAGGUUGCCAGGAAAUGUAGAGAUGAAGCAAUUGCAGCUUGCAGACCAGGGGCUCCCUUCUCUGUAAUUGGAAACACAAUCAGCCGCAUAGCACAUCAGAAUGAUUUCCGAGUCUGCCCCUACUUUGUUGGGCAUGGAAUAGGAUCUUACUUCCAUGGACACCCUGAAGUUUGGCAUCACGACAAUGACAGUGAUUUGUUAAUGGAAGAGGGAAUGGCGUUUACAGUAGAGCCAAUAAUAAUGGAAGGAUCGCCUGAAUUUAAGACCCUAGAGGAUAAAUGGACUGCAGUUUCUGUAGACAAUAAAAGGUGCCUGAAUUUACUUCUUAUAUAUUUUAAACUGUGGAAUUGAGCACUGACCGCCGGACGGAAUGGGAGGAGCAGAAAUCCUUACAAAAGUAUUGGAAGAACCUUAAGGAUGGAUCAAGACGUGGCUGAACUUCCUGUGCUCCUGGAAUGUCUAUCAACUUUACCAGCGCAGAGGAGGUUUCUGGAACUUUUAUGAGGAAUAGGUGCUGUGGCUCCUGAGAGGAAAUGGAAUGGACAGCUUGUAGGGCAUAAUGUGAGGGGGACAUACUGCGGAUUAUUACCUGAUAAGUAUUUAAUAAAAACCAGUUGAUUUGUGUAAAUCUUGAAGCUACCGUGCACACUCUAAAAGCAAGAGUUUGGGUUCUUAAUUGUGAAGGGCGGGGGGGAAGGGGGCAGAUACACAAAGCCUUUGCUCCUGCUUCCAGAUGCUUACACUGGACAAACACGUAUCGGAUGAUACUUAGUAAAUGCAAUUGAGAAGACAGAGGGAAAUGGUAGUUUCCUAGUAUAUCUGAACUGUGGAGAGCUACGGAACAAUUUCCCUUCGUUGUGAUUAGCGCGCUGCUCUUUCCCAAGCUUGUGAUCUACGCUAGUAGGAAAACUAAAUAAAUACCUUCAAAUGCUUAA